Cydia amplana is the source of this 778-nucleotide messenger RNA. RefSeq names its product EEF1A lysine methyltransferase 1. Lineage: Eukaryota; Metazoa; Arthropoda; Insecta; Lepidoptera; Tortricidae. The record is from RefSeq and is a predicted model, not a curated record. Bases 140 to 778 code for a protein of 212 amino acids. The transcript is spliced from 5 exons. Gene Ontology annotation, biological process: methylation. Gene Ontology annotation, molecular function: protein-lysine N-methyltransferase activity; nucleic acid binding.
UCUUUGAAAGCGAAACCUAUGUGGAUUUGCAUUUUUCGUCAAAUUAAAAGCAUAAACAUUUGAGUUUUUUGGAUACCCACCUAAAGGAGAUAAUUUGGCAACUUUUUAAUCACAUUUUAGCACUAGAACUGAGGUGAGUAUGGAUGAUGAUGAUGUACCAGCGCUGUCUGCGGAGACAUUUGCAGCACUUCAGGAGUUUUAUGCAGAGCAGCAGAAGCGACAGGAAAUACUUGACAAGUUACAGGCUGAGAACAAACUGAAGGAAAACAUACUUUUUGAUGAGAAUUGGCAACUAAGUCAGUUCUGGUACGACGAGGCCACAGUGCAGGCACUACUAAAAGUGGUAAACAAGGCAAUAGAUGGAGGCAGGGUGGCACUGCUGUCCUGCCCCACACUGUUUGUGCCAGUGAAGCGGCAGCUUGGAAACCGUGCUACCGUAUCCCUUCUGGAGUACGACCGGCGGUUCGAGGUGCACGCCCCCGACUUCAUCUUCUACGACUACAACUUCCCGGACAAGCUGCCUCCGGACCUGGAGCGGUACGACCUGGUUGUGGCUGAUCCGCCAUUCUUGUCUGAAGAGUGCAUCGAGAAGACCUCGCAGACUAUCAAACUUUUGGCCAAGGAUAAGAUCGUGGUGUGCACAGGGGCGGUGAUGAAGGAAAAUGUGGAAAAACUGUUGGAUUUGCGAAUGUGCGAGUUCCAGCCGCGCCAUAGGAACAACUUAGCCAACGAGUUCGCGUGUUACGCUAAUUUUGAUCUAGAUGGCGCUUUAAGAUGA